Messenger RNA from Lutzomyia longipalpis, 1576 nucleotides. RefSeq names its product ruvB-like helicase 1 (gene pont). The transcript has 2 exons. Gene Ontology annotation, molecular function: ATP binding; DNA helicase activity; ATP hydrolysis activity. Lineage: Eukaryota; Metazoa; Arthropoda; Insecta; Diptera; Psychodidae. Gene Ontology annotation, cellular component: R2TP complex; Swr1 complex; Ino80 complex. Bases 165 to 1535 code for a protein of 456 amino acids. Gene Ontology annotation, biological process: chromatin remodeling; box C/D snoRNP assembly; regulation of transcription by RNA polymerase II. The record is from RefSeq and is a predicted model, not a curated record.
GAUUGUUUCAUUCACAAAAAAAGACAAAAACUUCAGUUUGGUCAAUCGGACGCGCUAUGCACGCAAUAUUUUCGAUCAAAUCUUGGUAAUUUUGUGGUGUUUAAUCAAUAAACAAAGUAUUCUCAUUGCGUCAGGUGUGUCCAGUGCCCAGAUUAGUCAGCACAAUGAAGAUUGAGGAAGUGAAGAGCACCGUAAAAACACAGCGAAUUGCCGCCCACAGUCACAUAAAGGGGUUAGGUUUGGAUGAGAAUGGAGCUGCUUUGCAGAAUGCUGCCGGUCUUGUGGGGCAGAAGAAUGCCCGGGAGGCUGCUGGGAUUGUAAUUGAUCUGAUUCGUACGAAGAAAAUGGCUGGGAGAGCUCUUCUGCUAGCCGGUCCUCCGGGAACUGGGAAAACAGCCAUUGCAUUGGCUAUAGCUCAAGAAUUGGGCAAUAAAGUUCCCUUCUGCCCAAUGGUUGGGUCAGAAGUCUUCUCGGCAGAGAUUAAGAAGACAGAAGUACUCAUGGAGAAUUUCCGGCGAUCGAUUGGACUGAGAAUCCGGGAAACAAAGGAAGUGUACGAAGGUGAGGUGACGGAACUCACGCCUGUUGAGACAGAAAACCCAAUGGGAGGAUACGGGAAGACAAUCAGCAAUGUGGUGAUUGGCCUGAAAACCGCCAAAGGUACGAAACAGCUGAAGCUCGAUCCCAGCAUCUACGAAUCCCUGCAGAAGGAGAAGGUUGAAGUGGGUGAUGUGAUCUACAUCGAGGCUAAUAGUGGAGCAGUCAAGAGGCAGGGACGCAGCGAUACCUUCGCGACGGAAUUCGAUCUGGAGACCGAGGAAUACGUCCCACUGCCGAAGGGAGAUGUGCACAAGAAGAAGGAAGUUGUGCAGGAUGUGACACUCCAUGAUCUCGAUGUGGCCAAUGCACGACCACAGGGUGGGCAGGAUGUUCUCUCAAUGAUGGGGCAACUGAUGAAGCCCAAGAAGACAGAAAUCACAGACAAGUUGCGCAUGGAAAUCAACAAAGUGGUCAAUCGCUACAUCGAUCAGGGUAUAGCUGAGCUCGUUCCGGGAGUUCUCUUCAUCGACGAGGUUCACAUGCUGGAUCUGGAGACCUUCACGUAUCUCCACAAAUCCCUCGAGUCCGCCAUAGCGCCCAUCGUCAUCUUUGCCACAAAUCGCGGGCAUUGCGUCAUUCGUGGCACUGAUGACAUUGUCUCUCCGCAUGGGAUUCCUCUGGAUCUCCUCGAUCGUCUCCUAAUCAUUCGCACCCUCACCUACAGUGUGUCGGAAAUUGAACAAAUUAUCAAGCUCCGCGCGCAAACGGAAGGGCUGCAGAUUGAGGAAUCCGCCGUGGGGGCUCUCAGUGAAAUCGGCAAGACCACGACACUCCGGUACGCUGUCCAAUUGCUCACACCAGCCUACCAGAUGUGCAAAGUCAACGGGAGGAGUGUGAUCACCAAGGAGGAUGUUCUGGAGAUUAGCAGCCUCUUCCUGGAUGCCAAGAAGUCAGCCAAGUUCUUGUCUGAGAAAAAUAACAAGUACAUGAUGUAAACUGCAAGAUUCCAAAUAAAUAAAGCUUCACUAAAAUUUAA